This is a messenger RNA of Nipponia nippon (crested ibis), 1340 nucleotides long. NCBI's taxonomy places the organism in Eukaryota, Metazoa, Chordata, Aves, Pelecaniformes, Threskiornithidae. The record is from RefSeq and is a predicted model, not a curated record.
AUGCUCUUCCACCCCCGACCCCCAGCCACACGCUCCUGCGGCUCGCUGUCCUUCAGCUCUGCCGAGAACCCCACCAGCGAAGCGGACAGCUCUCGGCUGGCUCACGGUAGAAGCAGGCGAACGCUGCCCUCCAGGCCGCCCUUUGAGCAGGGCGGGGGCGGCAGCGGCUUCUUACCUCCCAUAACUCCUCCAGAAAAAUUCUUUCUGUCUCAACUGAUGUUGGCCCCCCCUAGAGAACUGUUCAAGAAGACUCCUCGGCAGAUUGCUUCAAUGGACGUGGGGAACAUGGCCCAGUCAGUGGAUAUAAGUGGGCUUCAGCUGGCAUUAGCAGAACGUCAGUCCGAGUUGCCAACACAGAGCAAGGCCAGCUUCCCCAGCAUUCUCAGCGAUCCUGACCCAGAUUCUUCCAACUCUGGUUUUGACAGCUCCGUUGCCUCCCAGAUCACGGAAGCCUUAGUGAGCGGACCAAAACCUCCUAUAGAAAGUCACUUUCGACCAGAGUUUAUUCGACCACCGCCUCCACUCCAUAUAUGUGAGGAUGAAUUGGCAUGGUUAAAUCCAAUAGAGCCAGAUCACACAAUUCAGUGGGAUAAGUCAAUGUGUGUUAAGAACAGCACUGGAGUUGAGAUAAAAAGAAUCAUGGCAAAAGCUUUUAAAAGUCCCUUGACUUCCCCACAGCAAACACAGCUCCUUGGAGAACUUGAAAAGGACCCCAAGCUUGUUUACCAUAUUGGUCUCACUCCUGCCAAAUUGCCAGACCUGGUUGAAAACAAUCCCUUAGUAGCUAUAGAAAUGUUGCUGAAACUGAUGCAGUCUAGUCAGAUAACAGAGUAUUUUUCUGUCUUGGUUAACAUGGACAUGUCCUUACAUUCAAUGGAAGUUGUAAAUCGGCUUACUACUGCAGUUGAUCUUCCACCUGAAUUUAUUCAUCUUUAUAUCUCCAAUUGUAUCUCCACCUGUGAACAGAUUAAAGACAAAUAUAUGCAGAACCGCCUGGUACGUCUUGUUUGUGUCUUUCUUCAGUCUUUAAUCAGAAACAAAAUUAUUAAUGUACAGGACUUGUUUAUAGAAGUGCAAGCUUUCUGUAUUGAGUUCAGUCGGAUACGAGAAGCAGCUGGCCUUUUCAGAUUGCUGAAGACGCUGGACACUGGGGAAAAUCCAUCAGAGACAAAAACAUCAAAAUAAAACCACUGCGUCACUGGCAAAAAGAAGAAAAACCCUGCCAGUGUUCUAUACCAAUCACUUGUAUAUUUUAAACUUAAAUCACUGGAUUAAUGAUGUAAUACACUAUAAAUAGCAGUUUAUGCAUUUAAACAAUAAAUAAUGCUUUUUCUGAUACA